Labrus mixtus (cuckoo wrasse) is the source of this 622-nucleotide messenger RNA. It is a transcript of the gene immp2l, whose product is annotated as inner mitochondrial membrane peptidase subunit 2. The transcript has 6 exons. Bases 68 to 598 code for a protein of 176 amino acids. Gene Ontology annotation, biological process: mitochondrial respiratory chain complex assembly. Gene Ontology annotation, cellular component: membrane; mitochondrial inner membrane peptidase complex. Gene Ontology annotation, molecular function: serine-type endopeptidase activity. NCBI's taxonomy places the organism in Eukaryota, Metazoa, Chordata, Actinopteri, Labriformes, Labridae. The record is from RefSeq and is a predicted model, not a curated record.
GACCCGGAGGCGACGCCGACGCGUGACGUAUGACAACAACAGGAAGACGGCACGCACGUUGCUGGUGAUGGCUCGGCAGGCGUCAAAGGGGCGGUACCUGCGGGCGUUCGUCAGCGGCUUCUUUGUCGCUGUUCCCGUCACGGUCACUGUCCUGGAUCGAUUCGCCUACGUGGCACGAGUGGAGGGAGCGUCCAUGCAGCCGUCCCUGAACCCAGAUGGAGGGUCUGAGUGUGACGUCGUCCUACUGAACCGCUGGAGUGUGAGGAACUAUCAGGUCCAACGAGGGGACAUCGUCUCCGUCCUGUCCCCGAGGAACCCCCAGCAGAAGAUCAUCAAGCGGGUCAUUGGCCUGGAGGGAGACUUCAUCAGGACUCUGGGUUAUAAGAACCGAUAUGUGCGAGUCCCUGACGGUCACUUCUGGAUCGAGGGGGAUCAUCACGGACACAGUCUGGACAGCAACAGCUUCGGACCGGUGUCCGUUGGGCUGCUCCAUGGCCGGGCCUCUCACAUCAUCUGGCCUCCGAAUCGUUGGCAGCAAAUCCAACCGCGUCUCCCCAAGAACCGAGGACCGCUGGACACCGAGGAAGAGGAUGAAUGAAGACACAUACGGACAUAUAUUUUU